Molecule: messenger RNA, 1658 nt
Organism: Brassica oleracea var. oleracea
Lineage: Eukaryota; Viridiplantae; Streptophyta; Magnoliopsida; Brassicales; Brassicaceae
Product: SNAP25 homologous protein SNAP33-like
Exons: 5
Coding region: 233-1117 (294 amino acids)
Cellular component (GO): plasma membrane; SNARE complex
Molecular function (GO): SNAP receptor activity
Source: RefSeq, a predicted model, not a curated record
ACCAAACCCAAAGACUUUUGAACUCAAAUUAUGUCGUUCCGAGUCUUUUCCGCGUUAAAUCGUUUUCCUUUAUUUUGAUCCCUUCUUCUACGCAUUGGUUUCGUCCUUCUUAAACACUAAUCUUCAUCUUCUUCUUCUUCGUUCUCCUCUCCUCUACUACUUUGCUCAUCCAGGAAAGUUUAUUACAUAACCAACCCAAGUAUUCGUUUGUCCACAAAGUUUUUAAGAGACAAUGUUCGGUUUGAAUAAAUCACCAGCAAACCUUCCCAAGCACAACUCAGCUGAUCCUGGAUUCCACAAACCAAACCCCUUCGAUUCAGAUGAUACCACCCUUAACCCCUCCAAGAGAACUUCCUCUGAGCCCUCUUUGGCUAUCAUGACCAACCCUUUUGAUGAGGUUGAGAAAGGGUCUAGUAGUAGCUCUUCCAAGCAGUCAGUGACUUCGAACUCUAGAUACCAGUACAAGAACAAUUUCAACGACUCAGGAGGUGUUGAGAACCAGUCUGUUCAGGAGCUUGAAGGCUAUGCUGUGUACAAAGCUGAAGAGACUACAAAGUCUGUUCAAGGUUCUCUCAAGGUAGCUGAAGAGAUAAGGUCGGAUGCUACCAGAACUUUGGUCAUGUUACAUGACCAGGGUGAGCAAAUCACGAGGACGCACCAUAAAGCUGCUGAAAUAGAUCAUGAUCUCAGUAGAGGUGAGAAGCUUCUUGGAAGCCUUGGAGGUAUGUUUUCAAAGACAUGGAAGCCGAAGAAGACUCGCCCUAUUAAUGGUCCUGUCAUAACUAGAGAUCACUCACCAACGAGAAGAGUUAACCACUUAGAGAAAAGGGAAAAACUUGGACUGAGCCCAGCACCAAAAGCACAAUCAAGAACCAGAGAACCUCUUCCUGAAUCAGCUGAUGCUUAUCAGAGAGUGGAGAUGGAAAAAGCUAAGCAAGAUGAUGGACUUUCAGAUUUGAGUGAUCUACUAGGGGAGCUAAAGAACAUGGCAGUUGACAUGGGAAGUGAAAUUGGAAGGCAGAAAGAUGGUCUUGAUUAUCUUCAUGAUGAUGUUGACGAACUCAAUUACAGAGUGCAACAAUCAAACCAACGUGCCAGCCGUUUGCUCAGGAAGUAGAUGAACAUAGUUAUAUGUUCAUUACACUCCUUCCUCUAGUGUUUCUUCAGUGAACUUGUUGCUUAUCAUGGCGUAUACGUUUCUGUCUAUGUUUAUAUUAGAUAUUUAUUAUGAAAGAACAAAAAUCUUAAUAGAAUACAAGCAAACAUAUACUUUCUCAAGAAAUUAUGACAACAGAAAGAUGAUGUAUGAAUCUCAGAUUGAUGUAACUUAAAAGCAUCAGUGCUAAAGGUGGGCAUACAAAAGUUGGAAUAUUCCUAUGUAACACCAGUAGAAUCGUGUGGAAUUAUGAAGAACAAAAAGAAGACAAGAACUCUUUACUCUGGUCUCUGCUCUAAUCCAAGAAAUCUCUCUCAUAGUUUACUCCCCUCUCUUCACUUGAUGAGUAUCCUCAAAGGUUAGGAUGCACAUGCAGUUGCGUAAAAAUCGAGUUCAGCUUGGUUGGAGAUGAAUUACUAUGGUAAAAAAAUGCAUGACAACUUGUUGUAUCUUUAUUUAAUUAGAGUAUUGAUAUUGUUACCUCUAUAAUAGCAUUUAGAGA